AUGGAGACCGAAGUUAGUCACGAGAGCAAGGAUGUCUCGUACGAAGACGAAGACGUGCACAUAGAGAAAUAUGGCACCGACAUGAAUUACAAGCAUAGGUAUUUGUGGAUGCGCGUGGUUGUGCACGCUACUCUUCAAAUAGGAUGGCUGAUCGGUAUUUACACUGCAUUUUUCCACGCUAAAGCGAUCACCAUCGCAUGGGGAGUCUUCGUUGGUUUCCUGGCUAUCCAAGGGAUAGGACUUGGCGCGCAUCGUGGAUCGACCCACAAGAGCUUCAAAGCGACGCCUCCUCUCAGAGUCGCUCUCAUCAUCUUCCAAACCAUGGCUGGCCAGAACAGCAUGUUCACGUGGACAAGGGACCAUCUUCUUCACCACAAAUACAGCGACACCGACGCGGAUCCCCACAAUUCCAACAGAGGAUUCUUCUUCAGCCACAUGGGGUGGUUGAUGAUGAAGAAACACCCGUUGGUGUUGAAGAAACAACGCGAGAUCGACGUUUCCGACUUGCGCGCUGACAAACUCGUCAUGUUCCAGUACAGGCAUUUCCUGCCGCUCUAUUUCCUCGUGGGCGUGUUGUUCCCAGUCGCAGUGCCAAUGUACUUCUGGAACGAGACCUUCUGGUGUUCCUUCUUCGUGCCGUACUUCCUCCAAUACGUCACCAACCUCCACAUCACCUGGUCGAUCAACUCCUUCGCGCAUCUUUGGGGCUCCAAGCCGUAUGACAAGCGAAUCAAACCGUCAGAGUCGUGGGUAGCCUCGUUUUUGACGUUGGGCGACGGCUGGCACAAUUUCCAUCACGCCUUUCCGUGGGACUAUCGAAUGGCUGAGAAGUUCAGUAUUUCCGCCAAGACCCUCGAACUCCUCGCGUAUCUCGGAUUGGCCUACGAUCUGAAGAUGGCAUCGCCAGCCGUCGUUCAGGGGCACAUAAUGAGGCAUGGGAAGAAAACCGACGAGCAGAUGCUUGUCAAGGAAGUCAUCAAGUCCAAACGCGAGCGAAAGGACGCCAACGACGCUGCGCGCGCUAUGUAAACCGAACAAACAUAAUUUUUAAAGCUUCAGCUCGCUGUCGUACAUUGCUGCUCCAACGCGGCCUUUUUUAAAUUAUUAUUUUUUUUUUUUUUAACUUAACUCCUGGGCUACUUGGAAGAGCUUGCAACUUGGAAAAGAAUCUUCUACAUUAGUAUAUAAUAAAGUAGGCUGGCAUGAACCUGUGCAUGUUUUUUUCUGUUUCUAUGUAAUCUUGAUGUAACGAAAACGUA
Molecule: messenger RNA, 1259 nt
Organism: Hylaeus anthracinus
Lineage: Eukaryota; Metazoa; Arthropoda; Insecta; Hymenoptera; Colletidae
Product: acyl-CoA desaturase 1-like
Exons: 5
Coding region: 1-1029 (342 amino acids)
Biological process (GO): unsaturated fatty acid biosynthetic process
Cellular component (GO): endoplasmic reticulum membrane
Molecular function (GO): iron ion binding; stearoyl-CoA 9-desaturase activity
Source: RefSeq, a predicted model, not a curated record